UGAGCUUUGAGGACCAACGUUGGGAAUGCCUGAUUUAGAUUACUGAAUCGUGGUGUGGGCAGAGAUGUGCUUCGUUGCCAGUAGCUUUCCCUCACUCCCCAUAGAAGUGCUAUCAUGGCAAGAAUUCAAAUCAAUGCAAUGUGCCGCCUGGAAUGUGUAGCACCAUGUAUGUCUCUUUCAGAUAAGACUGAAUCUUCAGUUUGCUGAAAUGGCAUGCAAGUGGAUAACACAAGAGACAUUUGAUGCUGUUGUACAAGAAAAUAUUUCAGAGUUUGAUCUGAAUCCAGAAGAAGCUUUAAAUGAAGCCAUUCAACAGUUUGAAUCUCAAGGUGUUGACUUAUCAAACAUAGUUAAAGCUGUUCAGAUCCGAAGUGAGGAGAAUGAGGAUGCCACAAGCCACAGUGUCUUACAGAUAUUGGAGUCUUUGAGAAAGAGCGUGGAGUCUUUAUCUUUAAGUAGUAUGUCUGAGCUUCUCAUACAGUUUGGGGAUCAGUGCAAACAGGGGCUGGCACAUCGCUACCUUGCAGGACAGAAGUCUGCCUACUCUGUGGUUUUGGAAGCCUGGAAACUUUUGGAGGAAGACCGAGAGGGCCUGCUUAAUGCUCUUUAUGCUAUGUCCGCCCUAACUGAUGGGCAGCCUGAUUUGCUGGAAGGUGUUGGACUGAAGUUAUUAAUUAGCGUUCUGCAGAAAUAUUCAAGUGAUGCAGAGGUGACUCUGUUGGCGAUUCGUUUCAUUCGCCAUGUGUGCCUGAAACAUGAGCAGAAUCGCCAAGACCUUGUGAAGGCGGGUAUUUUGUGUCACCUUACAAAAGCCAUAUCAAACCAUGGUGGAGAUCCAGAUGUAGUACGUGAAGCUUGCUCUGCCUUGAAAAUUAUGACCUUUGAUGAUGACAUCAGAGUUCCAUUUGGACAUGCUCAUGACCAUGCUAAGAUGAUUGUUUUGGAGAAUGCUGGACUGAAACUGUUGAUAGAAGCUGCAAAAGGUUUCACAGACAACACCGUAGUCCUAAGUGAACUGUGUGCCACCAUUUCUCGACUUUGUGUGCGUAAUGAGUUUUGUCAAGAUGUGGUUGACUUGGGUGGCCUGAAUUUUAUGGUGGCGCUACUAGCCGACUGCAUCGAUCAUCAGGAGCUUGUAAAGCAAGUACUGAGUGCGCUGAGAGCCAUUGCUGGAAACGAUGAUGUAAAAGAUGCCAUUGUGAACUCUGGCGGGACAGAUCUGAUCAUUCUUGCAAUGAACCGACACAUCUGCAAUGCCCAGAUCUGUGAUCAGGGCUGUUCUGCCCUUGCUAUGUUAGCUCUGCGUAAGCCAGAAAACUGUAAAGUCAUCAUGGAAGGAGGCGGAGCUUUGGCUGCUCUUCAAGCAAUGAAGGCACAUCCUAAGGACUCGAGUGUGCAGAAACAGGCCUGCAUGGUGAUCAGGAAUCUGGUAUCUCGCACUCAAGAUUUCUCGCAGCCUAUCUUGGAAAUGGGAGCAGAGUCUUUAAUUCUUCAAGCACGCAGCACUCACAAGGACUGCGAUGAUGUAGCGAAGGCAGCUCUGCGGGACCUUGGCUGUAAAGUAGAGCUCCGAGAGCUGUGGACUGGCCAGAUAGGCAGUUUGGUGCAGUAAAUGCAUUGUAUCUUAUCCCUGUGAUAUAAAAUGGCGCUGGCAGCUUACUGGGGCAUUUAUUGCACCCAUUCCCCUUUAUCUCUUAAAAUGAGCUAGUGGUCUACAUUUGAUCCAUGCUUUACAAUUCUUACUUAUAUUUUUAAUAUUAUUAUGUAACGCGCCAAUGCCUGUAUUGUAAUGUACACACUGCUUCUCACGCUGUUAAUAUUCUUGUACUACUCCUCCGGGCAGAAUAAAAUUGGUUUACAGAA
Messenger RNA from Pseudophryne corroboree (corroboree frog), 1863 nucleotides. It is a transcript of the gene ARMC6, whose product is annotated as armadillo repeat containing 6. The transcript has 8 exons. The record is from RefSeq and is a predicted model, not a curated record. The coding region runs from base 209 to 1612 and encodes 467 amino acids. Gene Ontology annotation, molecular function: protein binding. Lineage: Eukaryota; Metazoa; Chordata; Amphibia; Anura; Myobatrachidae. Gene Ontology annotation, biological process: hematopoietic progenitor cell differentiation.